Camelina sativa (false flax) is the source of this 1248-nucleotide messenger RNA. RefSeq lists its product as uncharacterized. NCBI's taxonomy places the organism in Eukaryota, Viridiplantae, Streptophyta, Magnoliopsida, Brassicales, Brassicaceae. The record is from RefSeq and is a predicted model, not a curated record.
UGACGUUGAAGAUGUAACCGAGAAAGUCAUAGCAGCAAAUCAGAAAAUGGCUUCUAGUUCUGAAGAGGCUUGGUCAGACCCUAUAACACAGAAGGCUAGUAAAGUGGUAGAUACUACAUUGUCACUACUUCAUGAUAAGUUACAGGAGUUAGAUGGGGUGACUCAUGGUAAACGAGUGCCACAGUUGGCAGGAUCGCAGAAGUUUCCUUUCAUUGGCAGCUCUACAGUGAAGCGCAUAAUUACAGAUGACGACCAUAUCAAACCUGUGGAAGAUGAGAAAGCUGAGAGACUUAUGGAGUUCCUUGCAUCUGAUGAGGAUGAACGAUUUGCAAUGGAUAGUUACUCUGUGAGAUUCUAUUGGCAGAUUAUAACUCCAAGAGAUGAGUGGCCAAGCUUUAACUAUGGAUGGUUGAGAGGCUAUCACAUGGUUCAUGCAAUGGCUAUGUUUCGAAAACGGUUGAUGCGUGAUCCAUGUCCGUACCCUACGCAACGCAUAGCCUUCUUGGAUCAAUAUUUUAUCGCGAAGCUAGAAAAAGAUUACAAUCAGUUCGCACCUAAGAACUUCUUGUUCAGGAAAACCUUUUAAGAGCACUUCAACGGAAGAGCUCCCUAUGAUUCUGCGACAAACAAGAAGUGGUUCACUGAGGUAGAUCACUUAUAUGCUUGUCUUUUUGUCAAUGAUAAUCAUUGGAUGGCUCUGCAUAUUGACUUGCCAAGUAGGAAGAUUAAUGUUUAUGAUAGCAUCCCCAGAUUGGUGAUAGAUUCAGACAUGGUUAAAUAUUGCAUGCCUUUUAGGAAAAUGAUCCCUGCAAUGUUAAGUGCUUUUGUUCCUGAGGAUAUCCGAAAGAAGAGUUUUGCGAUGUUAGAAGUGAGAAGAGUGAAAAGAAAUGUUCCACUGAAUGAAAAUCCAGGAGAUUGUGGAGUGCAUGCACUGAAUUAUAUAAAAUGUUUAGCUCUUGGGAAAACAUUCGACGGCCUAAGCGAUAGAAACAUAUCAUCCCUACGGACAAAGCUAGCUGCAGAGAUUUAUGACGAAGUGGGAGAGUUAGUCGUACCAAAUGAAAAAUAUCCUUACUUUCGUGCUGGGGACAUAGAAGUCCCUCACCUUAUGGAUGAGGGAGAGUAGAUUGUAAUCAUAGUUUUUCAUGUAGUAGUCUUUUCAUCUUAUUUCUUCUAAUGUACUAGUCUUUUUCUUCUUAUGUACUAGUAUUUUUCAUCCUAAUGAACUAGUUUUUUGUUGUGGAUUUA